CUACCACACCUACCACACUUACAAUUUAAAUUUUAACCCCUCUUUUAUGCUCUUCCUCUGCUAUUUAUAACAACUAGUCUGAAUCUCUUCGUGAACAAAGUGUUUCUGAAUUUGGGUCCGUUUUGAUAGUUAACAUAUGUUCGUAUUCGGGAAAAAAAUGGUAGAAGAGGGAGUUAGGGUGGUGUUGGUGGUGAGAGAGUUUGACGCAGAAAAAGAUUGCAGAGGAGUGGAGGAGGUAGAGACGAGGUGUGAGGUUGGACCGAGCGGGAAGCUCUCUCUCUUCACCGACAUCUUGGGUGAUCCAACUUGCAGGGUUCGCAAUUUCCCUGCCUAUCUCAUGCUGGUAGCUGAGACGGUGAUGGUGGGUAAUGAAGAUAAAGAGGAGAGAGAAAUAGUAGGCAUGAUAAGGGGCUGCAUAAAAACCGUUACGUGUGGAAAAAAGCUCUCCAGAAGUGGAAAAAACGGCAACGGUCCCAGGAAACAUCUUCCUGUUUACACCAAACUCGCUUACAUUUUAGGCCUCCGCGUCUCUCCUUCUCACAGGCGAAUGGGAAUAGGGUUGAAGAUGGUGAGAAGAAUGGAGGAGUGGUUCAGAGAAAGUGGUGCCGAGUAUUCGUACAUCGCUACUGAAAACGACAACCAACCUUCCGUCAAGCUCUUCACCGAUAAAUGCGGCUACUCUAAGUUCCGUACUCCAUCAAUCCUGGUCCACCCCGUAUUCGCCCACCGUGUCCGGCUCAGUAACCGAGUCACCAUCCUCAAACUCGCUCCCUCCGACGCUGAGUCCCUCUAUCGCCGCCGAUUCUCCACCACCGAGUUCUUCCCAAGGGACAUUGACUCAGUCCUCAACAACAAGCUCAAUCUCGGCACCUUCAUCGCUGUUCCACACGGGUCCUACUCCUGGCCUGGUUCGGACCGCUUCCUGGGUAACCCGCCCGAGUCGUGGGCCGUACUCAGUGUGUGGAACUGCAAGGACGUGUUCAGACUGGAGGUCCGUGGCGCGUCGCGCGUCAGGAAAGGCUUGGCGAAGACGACGCGCUUGGUGGAUCGGGCCUUGCCCUGGCUACAAUUGCCAUCGGUCCCAGAAGUCUUUCGGCCCUUUGGGCUUCACUUCUUGUACGGGCUGGGUGGGUCAGGCCCAUUAGCGGUCAAGUACCUUAAGGCCCUGUGUGGGUUCGCACAUAAUUUGGCUAAAGAGUGUGGGUGUGGAGUGGUGGCAACGGAGGUGUCGAGUCACGAGCCGCUCAGGUUAGGGAUUCCGCACUGGAAGGCGCUAUCAUGCGCCGAGGAUCUAUGGUGCAUCAAGAGGCUUCGGGAAGACUACACUGACGCGUCUGUUGGUGACUGGACCAAGUCACCACCUGACGUGUCCAUUUUUACUGAUCCUAGAGAGUUCUAACGAUAACUCAAACUAAUUUAGAAGCUAAAUUAUAUAUUAUUACUAUUAUUUUUUAUUUUUUUUUGGGGAGGGGGGGGGGUGUGGUUUAACAUUAGUAGGUUUGGUUUGUAACAAUUUUGAAGGUGGGUGGGGCAAAAGAAGAGGAAAAUGAUAAGAUAUGGGUAUUUUUUUCCCCUUCUUUUGGGGGGGAUGGUGGUGUAAAGGGAAUAUGCCCACUUACCAUUUUUCGUAAAUGGAAGUGACUUUUUAGAUCCUCUUUCAGCCAAACAAAGCCUUAAGUAAGUUUUUAUUCCAUGUAGGGUUGGUUGCAUUUUGGCCUUUCUACACAUUCCACAUUCUAAAACGGUUGUGAUGGGGAUUGUAACUCAUGUGUAUCCGAAUAUCCUUUUAAAAGAUGGACGUGUAUGCAAUGCUUGUUAUCAACUAAUUUGUCUCUCUUUUUUCUUCUUCA
This is a messenger RNA of Camellia sinensis, 1850 nucleotides long. The record is from RefSeq and is a predicted model, not a curated record. NCBI's taxonomy places the organism in Eukaryota, Viridiplantae, Streptophyta, Magnoliopsida, Ericales, Theaceae.